Molecule: messenger RNA, 803 nt
Organism: Plodia interpunctella (Indianmeal moth)
Lineage: Eukaryota; Metazoa; Arthropoda; Insecta; Lepidoptera; Pyralidae
Product: peptidyl-prolyl cis-trans isomerase-like
Exons: 2
Coding region: 127-732 (201 amino acids)
Biological process (GO): protein peptidyl-prolyl isomerization; protein folding
Cellular component (GO): intracellular membrane-bounded organelle
Molecular function (GO): peptidyl-prolyl cis-trans isomerase activity
Source: RefSeq, a predicted model, not a curated record
CUUGUCUUUGUCAAUGUCAAGUUAACUCGACAGCGGCGAGUGAAAAGCUUGUGAAAAGAAAGAUAAAGCAAAGUGAGGUUAUCUUUUCUCCAAAAAUUUUAACGUUUCACCCGGCUUCCUUUAAAAAUGGCUUUAGCCGGUUUAUUACGUCGUUCUUUAGUAAAUGGUACACUUUACUCAGCAGCUACUCUUCGUUUCGCUUCAACUCAACAAGAUAAAAAGGUAUUUCUUGAUGUGACUGCAGACGGUGAUUCCUUAGGUCGAGUUGUAAUAAAGCUUCACACUGAUAUUGUUCCUAAGACAGCGGAGAAUUUCCGAGCUCUGUGUACUGGAGAGAAGGGAUUUGGCUAUAAGGGCUCAAUAUUUCAUAGAAUCAUUCCUGAUUUCAUGUGUCAAGGAGGGGACUUUACUAACCACAAUGGUACUGGCGGAAAAUCUAUUUACGGGCGUAUAUUCUCUGACGAGAACUUCAAAUUGAAGCAUACUGGAGCUGGUAUUUUAUCCAUGGCUAAUGCAGGCCCUAAUACAAAUGGGUCUCAAUUUUUCAUAACCACUACGCCAACUCCGUGGCUUGACAAGAAACAUGUGGUUUUUGGCGAAGUUGUUGAGGGUAUGGAUGUCGUGAAAAAAAUUGAGAGUUUUGGCACUAAAAGUGGCAAACCUUCAAAAAAGGUUGUUAUUAAAGAAUGUGGUGUUCUUGAAGUUGACCAAGCUAUAGAGAGUGUUCAGUGAUACAAAUAAAAAUAAUGAAUUUAUUGGUACCUACUUUCAAAGAUUAAAAAUAAAAAAGUUUUUAAAAUAAG